AUGAUGAAGGCUCACGUGAAGAUACAGCUCAAGUGCAGCGGCGACCGUGGCGGUUGUAGCCGUUGUCUGGCGUCGUCUGCUGAAUGCACCUACGACCCAGAAGGGGAUGGCUACGGGAACGGCAGCACGAUCGGUAGAAGCAAAGGGCCCACAAAGCGGCGGCGGCGGCAGAUUGUGCCGCGAUCAUCCUCCACCACUGACAACGACAGAUCCUCAACUAUGAACCAGCAUGACAGGACGAGUGUGGAUAUAAACGGCCCUUCUCGACGGAGACGGGAUGGGGAGAACGGGGGUGGAACACGGCCGGAUGGCAACGGUUGGAAUAGAGAAGGGCGCCGGACAUCACCCUCUGCCCCACCGGACUCGACCAAGAGCGCUUCCGCGCGUCUUGGGUCCUCUUCGGACGCACCGGCCAGUACCGAGUGGUCUAGUGAUUUUUUUGAUUUCAACGACUUCACAAAUCUCGAUGGGGAGUCACCCACCUUUGGCCCUGGCAGUAUCAACUCACUUGUCGACGGAACCCCGAUCAACGCCAUCUUCAAUAUGGCCCCAGAACCGCUACCCGCCCACUCCCAGCCGCCCAACACCGCCGCGAGCGCCCUUUCCACAUCAUCAACCACGGUGUCGGUGCCCGAGAGCCCCUCCACCUUGACUGCCCACGACUCCAGGCUAAGUUCUCGGCGGCCUUCACUUGGACUCACCUGUCCAGGUAGCGGGUGCCAAUGCCUAACCACCCUCGCUGGUAUCCUUGAAAGGCUCGGACGCUUCCGCUUAGGCGACAAGCCCAAGACCGUUAGCAACCUGGACUGUCUGCUUUUCUGUCUCGGCAGUGGCGUCAGUGCGUGCAACAAAGUCCUUGGGUGUAAAAUCUGCAACGCUUGUCAGGAACACUCGAUACUACUGGCAACCAUCGCCAAACAGCUGGCCCACGUCUGCAACGACCUGUGUGGCUGCAUCCUGGUACACCAACACAAGAUUAGAUUGGCUGCAAAAACCGAGGCGCCAUCGACAUCGUCGUCCUCGUCUUCAUUUCCCGGAGACCCGAACAGUGGGUACCCGCAGCCGGAGACCGAGGGCGAAACGCUGGUGGAUGGCGAGAUCUCGUUUGGGCGCUACCAGAUCCAAGGAGUCGAAAUGCGCCUUCGGCUCAUACAAAAUCUUAUGUCACUACAUAUGAAAGAUCUCUUAGCGCUCCUGGACCAACUGUUGCAGCGCAUAGGUCAAGUGGAUGGCGCGACCGGUGUGUUGACCGAGGCGCGCAAGACAGCGUACACAGCUCAUUGGAUGCUGCAGCGGCUCCAGUCUCAGCUUUAA
Molecule: messenger RNA, 1314 nt
Organism: Diaporthe amygdali
Lineage: Eukaryota; Fungi; Ascomycota; Sordariomycetes; Diaporthales; Diaporthaceae
Exons: 1
Coding region: 1-1314 (437 amino acids)
Biological process (GO): regulation of DNA-templated transcription
Molecular function (GO): zinc ion binding; DNA-binding transcription factor activity, RNA polymerase II-specific
Source: RefSeq, a predicted model, not a curated record